Messenger RNA from Fundulus heteroclitus (mummichog), 852 nucleotides. RefSeq names its product DNA replication complex GINS protein PSF3-like. The transcript is spliced from 3 exons. The record is from RefSeq and is a predicted model, not a curated record. The coding region runs from base 119 to 754 and encodes 211 amino acids. Gene Ontology annotation, biological process: mitotic DNA replication initiation. Lineage: Eukaryota; Metazoa; Chordata; Actinopteri; Cyprinodontiformes; Fundulidae. Gene Ontology annotation, cellular component: GINS complex.
UGGCUCUUCUGUCCUGGCGCCAAUAACAAGGAAGUGUAAUGGCAGCGCUGUGAGAGCGGAGAGAGGUUCACUGGUAUUAUUCCAUUAACUGUUUGUGUUUGGUGUCACGUUUAAAGACAUGGACACACAGUCGUAUUUUCCCGUAACUCCUGGCGUGGGGAUGGAGGAGAAUUUUCUGUCUCUCGACGACAUUUUGCUCUCGCAGGAGAGGCUACCUGUCCGGACGGAGUGCGUCUUCCCACGGCUUGGAUUCCUGGAGAAGUCGAGUGACUCACAGGACAUUUCGGAGGGUACAAAGAUGGAGUUUCCUCUGUGGCUCUCCAAGGGUCUGUAUGAGAAGAAGAGGAAGGUGCUGUCUGUGGAGCUUCCCAAAGUGUACAAAGAGGGCUGGAGGACCGUGUUCACAGCUGACCCUAACGUGGUGGACCUGCAUAAGAUGGGGCCCUACUACUACGGCCUGGGAUCCCAGAUGCUCCACUUUGACAACCCAGAAAACCCUGACAUCGCAAAGACUCUGUUGCAGACGUUCAUCGGCCGCUUCAGACGGACAAUGGACUCCUCCCAAAACGCCUACAACGAGGACACAUCUGUGCUGGUGGGACGGCUGGACUGCUUGGAGAAGGUUCUGUUCAGGUCCGGUCAGAACGGCCUGAACGGCUUCCAGAGCUGGGAGAAGGGUCAGGCCUCGCAGCUCACCGCCUCUGGCCUGGUCCUCAACUACCGCAAGAGGAAGCUUGUCGACGUUCAGCCGUGACCGUCGCCCGGUCGUAUCAGAGCAACAGACUCUAUUGUGUAUAAAUCUUGUUUUUAUGUGUGAUUAUAAAUAAAAGGUUCACUGUUUCCUUUUUUCCA